CACGCUUGUUCAUCACGUGGCGGUGAACAUAGUAAACGUAGAGGUAUCGAGUGUGACAAUGGCUGCUCCGGUUAAAAAACGAGAAAUUCAAGAGAAUGUCGUUGUAAAACGAAAUGAUGAUGAUGAACAAGAAUCAUCUAGUGGCGAGGAUGACGAGCAAGAACAAGUGGGAGAAUCGGGUUUAGAAAUCCAAGUAGAUUUUGAAGGACGCAAUCCACAAGAUCCAGAUUAUCAUGGAAUUAAAACAUUAUUGCAACAACUUUUCUUAAAAGCGCAUAUAGAUUUGGGUGGAUUAACCGAUUUGAUAGUCUCACAAAAUUAUAUAGGAUCUGUGGUAAAACAGUCUGAAGAUUUUGAAGGAUCCGACGAGGAAGAUGUAGAAGAUACAUUCGACGUUUUUGGUAUUACUACAGUAAUUAAUAUAUCUGAUAGACAGAAUCUUCCAUGCAUACAACAAUUAAGAGAUUUAUUGAAAGAAUUAUCUAGUGAUCAUGCCACUGAUGCAGCUUAUACUAUGAUAAAGAAUGUACUUCAGAACGAUUCGCAACCAAUUGGUUUACUUAUUAACGAAAGGUUCAUUAACAUACCUGCCCAAAUAUCUGUACCACUUUUUGAAAAUUUAAUCUCAGAAAUGAAACGUGCUAGCAAUAGGCAAAUGCCAUUUAAUUUUUCAUAUUAUAUACUUAUAUGUAAAUUAUACAAAAUGGAGGAUAAAAGGAGUGGAACGAAAAAGAAAAAUAAAAAGAAGAAUAACAGUGAAACUCCAACGAUUAUAUGGAGCAAUCCAGAAGAAGAAAUAUUUGCUGAAAAAGCUUUGAUUAGUUUUGAAUUUUCCGUUGAAAAUGAAUCAGAUAGUGGUUUAUCUGGAACGUGGACUGAAACUGAUGAUGAAAUGAAGCCAUACAGACGAGUAUUACUAUUUGAAGCUUCAACUUUGCAAACUAUAAUUAAUACAAUAAAAGGCCAAUUAUCUUAAUCUUGAAUUAACGUAAAUCGGAUAUAUAACGAAACUCGCUUGAAUUUCUACAGAAAUAUCAAUAUACUUUUCAUUCUUAAGGUAACAAUAAUAAUAAUAAUAAUAAUAAUAUUAAUAAUAAUAAGCUUCGAAGAAAACACUUUUUCAUACGUUUCUACAGAAAAAAAAAAAGAAAAAAAAAAAGAAAGAAAAAAGAAAUACAUGUAACUUAUGUGGUACAUUGGAACGUGUAAAUGAGCUUUUCAUACUACUACUUACUGGAAACUUUGAAAUACAUAUAUAAAUCUUUUUCCUUGAUAUUAAUAUCUUCUCAUCCUAUACUUUAUUUAUUGCAUUUUUAUAAACGUUAACUUCUUAUUUAAGACGCGCAUCUAACAACAGUAUAAAAAAGAAGAAAAAUACACAUUUUUAUAAUAAUAUAAAUAAUACAGCCCUCCUUGGAGAGAUAUUCUUUAUAAACUUAAAAAAACAAACAUUUCUCACUUAAUUUAUUAAACAUUUUUUCUUUUCUUUUUUCUUUUUUUCCUUUCUUUUCUUUUCUUUUCUUUUUUUCCCUCUCAUUAAUUACGUCUUUGUGUCAGUGACUUGAAGAUAUUGUCUUGUUGGUUUAGCUCUUCUUCUCAUCGUUCCCAAUAUAUUGAGCAUUUCUGAUACAGCUGGUGGUGCAGUUUCUGCUUCCUGUCGUCUUUUUCUUUCCUCUUCUCUUUGUUUCUGUGAUAAAUAUAUCAUAAAUUAUAAUUCAUAAUAAUAAUCAUACAUUUAAUAUCAUGUUAUAAUUAUUACUUACAUCCGUCUGCUUCAAUGUGAAUCGACCGCCUUUUAUUUGAUUAAUAAUAUCAUCGAUGACUGAAACAUAACAAAAAAAAAACAAAAGAUAGUAAAAAAAAUAUAAGCUUUAUCAAAAAGUUAUUUGUUUGACUUCCUACCAGGCUGUUGUGUGACAGCUGAAGUUUUCUUGGGUAUUCCAAGCAUGCAUUCCAUAUCGCUAACUGCAUUAGACUCAGAAUGCAAUUUUUCCUUCGUUAACAAUUUUACUGUUGCAUUUCCAGUUGACGAUAAGGAAGGCAAUGGUGGUGGUGGUGGUGGUGGUGGGGGUGGAGGUGGUAGUAACAAAGACGGAAUUGGUCUAGCUAUUUUUUCUUCCAAAUCAAUUAUUUUUUCUUUCAUAGUUCUAAUAACAUCCUCCAAAUUGUCUACUGAUCUCUCAGCUCUUUCAGCUCUCUGUUGCAUGACAUCUAAUUCGGAUUCAGCGAGUUUCAAUUUUUCUUCAACUAUCUCAAACUCCACGUUGGAUUCCUUUUCCUCUAACUUUUCCUGUAGCAUCUGAAUCUGUGAUGCAUGAUUCUGUUGUUCCUCCUCCAAUAGUCUUUUCAAGGACUCUACUUCUUGAAGGACAGUUAACAACCUUCCGUUUGGAUCAUCGCCAACUUCGGCCAUUAAGAGAGCACUUUGAUGAGCCAAAACGUUACGUUCUUUCUGCGCCUAGAUCAAUAAAAAGUUAUUCGUAAGAUUAUACACAACGAUUUUAAAGAAAAUAAAGGCAGAUGUAUGAAGGAGAAAAAUGUGCCGUUUACCUUGUCAGCUUCCAAUUUCAUUAUUUUAGCUGUUUCUCUCUCACGAUCGCAUUGAGUCUUUAAUGCUUGAACUUCUUUUGCUACCAUCUUUGUAACUCUUUCCAUAUUUUCCUUUUGCAUUUUCAUCUCGUUUAUCUUGUCGUCGGCUACAAAUAAAUAGAAUAAUUUUUUCACAAUAUCAAAGAUAUUAAAUUAAUAAUAAGAUUUAUUUAUUGUUUGUAAGAAUUAAGAGAUAUUAUAAAAAUUUAUGUCAAUAAUAAUAAAUAUCUCUUUUAUAAAUUUUAUGAUAAAAGGUAAUAUCAUAAACUAAGGUAAAAAUUCGUUAAAAAUUUUUAAUGAUAUAAACUUUGCUCAAAAAUGUCAUAUAAUAUUCGACUAAUUAAAGAAAUAUUUAUUUUUACAUAAUAUUGUUAUUCUUUACAAAUGAAACAUCUUGCGUAAAAUAUAAUACCUUUUUGUCUAAGUGUUCUUUCCUCUUCCAAUUGAGUUGUCAAGAGUGUUAUUUGUUCUUGAGCUUCGAAUUCUUGCAAUCGUGCUGAAUUUAAAUCGGUCUGGAGUUUAGCUAUCUCUUGGCUUAGUUCUAUAAAGAAAUUUUUUUUUCAUUAAUUUUUAUGAAAACUAUAUAAUUAUAAUUAUAUUAAAAAAAAUUAUAUAAUUAUAAUUAUAUUUACAUACACACACACACACACACACACACACACAUA
Vespa velutina is the source of this 3254-nucleotide messenger RNA. Its product is annotated as protein BCCIP homolog. The record is from RefSeq and is a predicted model, not a curated record. The transcript is spliced from 3 exons. Gene Ontology annotation, cellular component: nucleus. Bases 59 to 976 code for a protein of 305 amino acids. Lineage: Eukaryota; Metazoa; Arthropoda; Insecta; Hymenoptera; Vespidae.